AUGGGGUCGGGCGCUUCAGAGCUGGCUACUGACGUACCAGGAUCAGACCUGCAUCUCCCAUCGUCAGGAUUGCGGUUCUCCGCCCAACAAGUAAGGUCCCUUAACUCAUACGUGGACACGCUUUAUGAGGAGGAUUUAAAUGGACGAAUGUCAGUGGAGACAGAAUGUGCUGUAGAGAGCUUAGUGCAGAGGAUAGUGGAUGGCGCUGGGCAGAGAGAUCCGCGCUUCCGUUGCUGUCAUCUCAUAGCAUUACAUAGGGAUAAGAAGAUGCGUUCCCGAUCUCUAGAAUAUUUGGUGACACUAGAUUCUCUGCCGAUUCUGAACACAGUCAGCGACGAGUGCCGUUUACAAGAGGGUCCAGUCGGCUACGGAAAAAUCAGACUGACCGGACGUGAAGCCGACAAGUGGUCCGAAUUCCUCACUCCUACUGGCUAUUUGAACAGGGACAAGGUGGUGGAGCGCUGGGUGGAGCUGGUGGCGCGCUGUGCGCAGGCGCGCGGCGGGGGCGCGUCGCGCGCGCUGGGCGCCCGCGCCGCCGCGCGCGCCGUGCCGCUCGCCUACUGCUACCUCGAGCGCGUCAGCCAGCAAGUGACCGCGGAGCACCGACUGGCCAUCGUGGAGGGCGCGGCGUGGGUGCGGGUGCGGGUGGGCGCGGGGCGCGCGGAGGCCAAGCUCGUGCUGGGCGCGCGCGCGGGCGGCUGCAGCGCGCACGCCUACGCCACGCGCGUGCCGCUCACGCACCCGCUCGCCCUGCUGCACUACACGGCCGCGCAGGCGGAUUAUUACGCAGCUGCAGUCGCACCGCCGCCGUCGAUAGUCAGUGCCGAUCGAGCUUCGACAUGGCAGCUGUGGCAUCCCAUCCUGGAAGCCACUUUGGACGGCCAUAACUCCCCCGAUUCUUCCAUUGCUAGAGUCGCGGGAGCCCUGAACAGCAUGAUUGACAAAAUGAGAGAAGGAUGCUUCCAGGGCGCCGCGCACCUGCUGAGCCGGCACGCGGCGUGGUGCGCGCUGCGUCGGCGCGUCGAGCGCGUGGCGGCGCGGGGCGGCGCGGAGCGAUUCUUUUUGUGCGCCCACAUCGCGCACCACCUGCUGCUCGUGCUGGACGACCUGCUCCACUUGUGCGAGCACGGCGGCGUGUCGGGCUUCGUGUUCGCGGUGGAGCGCAACGGCGCGGCGCGGCGCGGGGCGCGCGCGCACUCGUGGGCGGGCGACGCGCUCGCGCUGCGCCACGCGCUGCAGUAUCUGCGCCGCCUGGCCGUGGGCGAGGACGUGCCGCAGUCGCCGGCCGAGCGCCUGGAGACGGCGCUGUGCGGCCGCUGGGCGGCGGCGUGGCGGGCGGGCGCGGGGCCGCGGGGCGCGGGGGCGGCGCCGCCGGCCGCCGUGCUGCGGUACCUCGCCGCCGCCACGCAAGAGCUGCUCGCGUGCAAGAAUAUGGUGUCUUACGAACACCACAAUUCGUUCCGUGCGAACCUCCUCCAAGCCACGUCCCUCCACCAGGAGCACGUGGAAGAUCUGGUCCAUAUCCUGGCGAUAAUGUUGGACCAGGCGCGGGACGCCUACCUCUCAAAACUCCAACACAGUCUCUCUCUGGACAAGGAACUUGCGUCCUACAGGGCGAGGAAAUGGAACAAGCUGAAGGACUACUACGACGCGUCGUCCGCGUGCCUCAUCGACGCCGCGCGCCGCGCCGCCGCGCCGCACGCGCCGCACGCGCGCCGCCUGCUGGCCGACGUGCUGCGCUGGCUCUACCGAGGCGCCAAAGAAGACAAGAAAUACCUCGGACCGGUUCUAAAACCAUAUCUGAACGAUCUCUAUAACACCGCUUUGGAGAACUCCUGGUUUUUGGAAGAUUUCGAGGAUAAAAAGUGUCUGGGGGAGUUUGAAGGAUUGAAAUCGUACUGCCUCAGCGUUCACGAGGGGUCGGACCCCUGUCUGGGGUUGCUCGAUGCUGCGAAGAAGUUCGCGUGGGCGAAGGCUUUGGUGGACGUCUUGGACCGAUAUCGUCAUUUUGAGUUCCGCCUGGUGUUCCCGACGGGAGACGGGCUGGCGCUGUCGCACGGCGCGCGGCUGCCGCGGCGCGCGCGCGCGCUCACGCUGAGCCGCCGCGACAAGGCCGACGCCAAGCUGCGGCUGGCCACUCGAUGCGUGCUGGCGGCGUUCAACUCCACCCUCACAUGGUUUUCGGGGAUUAUGUUUUAUACUACAGAAGAAAUUCUCACGAGUGUUAAACAUGGUAACUUUUGGAGGAAUACUACAAAACCCGACGUCAUUCCGUCGACUUCGAACACCAACACUUUAGAUCAACCCAAGGUUAGGCGAAGAUCAAGAAGGAGCAGACCGGCUACAUCCCAUGGGUUUCCGGAAAUCACCAUCACAAAUCAGUCCGACACCAAAACUUUAAGGCGAAAAUAUCACACAUUGAAGAGCUUGGUUUACAAGGAGCCCGUGGAAAGUAUCAAGGAACUGCGCGAGAGACCGAGGUCUGCCGGGUCUACCGUGAGGGCUAAAGAACAUUUGAGUAGGCCGACGAUACUAGAAACCUUGGACUUUAUCAAUGGUGUAAAAGACUCGUUUUGCGUGGAGGAGUCGGGCGGCUCGGAGGCGGAGGAGAGCGCGUGGGCGGCGCGCGACGAGUGCGUGGUGUGGCGCGCGAGCCCGCUGGGAGGCGCGGGCGCGCGCUGCGGCGGCGCGCUGCACGCCGCGCUCGGGGACCUCGCGCCCGCGCUGCUCGCGCGCCGCGCCUUCUCCGUGCUGCAGGAGCUGUGCGCGCUCACCGCCAACAGCGAGGGCGCGCUGUUCGCGCUGCACCGCCUCGCGCGCGCCGCACGGGCGCGCUCCGCCGACUCGCGCCGUACUUGGAGACUCCCAGACACGGAAGAGUCAGCGCAGGAGGCGCCGCAGGUAUACCGACCGAGGCCCCCGGACUACGUGUCCGGAGACGAGGCUCCACAGCCGCCGCCGCUGCCGCGACACAGUAACGACAAGCAGCCAAAGCAACAUUCAGAUUUUGUGCCGCAGUCCCGUCUGGAGACAUUGCAGGCUGACAUGGAUCAAUUGCAGCUGAUCUCAUCCAAACUCUCCCUCCAAAGCUUGACCCAAAACCCGAACCACUGCACGGGCAUCAUUAAUCCCAUUUACGACAUAAAAAUGCCGAGAGAUAAAUUUACCGUCAAGCGAACCAAGUCGUUAGGCAGGAGCUUCAGUUCUAGGAAUCUAGGCAUAGAAAUAACUAGGUAUAAUUUAAGUCUAGGCCAGAGACACGGGAAAAGGACGAACGAUGUUGUCACAGCUAUUAACGGCACCACGGGCGAGACGGGUUUGGAAUUUAGGAAUAAUUUUUUCCAUAAAAAUUGCGUCUCCAACGUUGUCGGUGAUUCGUAUAGAAUAAGUAGAGUUACUAUCGACUAA
This is a messenger RNA of Vanessa atalanta (red admiral), 3408 nucleotides long. RefSeq lists its product as uncharacterized. The record is from RefSeq and is a predicted model, not a curated record. Lineage: Eukaryota; Metazoa; Arthropoda; Insecta; Lepidoptera; Nymphalidae. The transcript has 19 exons. Bases 1 to 3408 code for a protein of 1135 amino acids.